GAGGUGGUUUGAGGGGGUGGGGGGUCGAUAUCGGGAGAAGUAGGAUGAACUUACGGAGGUCCGGGAAUCCAGGCGUCUAAAUUCUAAAAGAAGUUGAGCGAUGCAAACUUAUUGGAAUAUCGGUCAUUGCGCUGCUGCAGCAGAGAAACAAUCGGUUCAUGAAAAUAACGCUCCGAACAGUCGAGCGCUCUGGCCACGAUGUCGGAACGAUUCGCAUGUCCUUUCCAAGGCGAUUGCUCCUUCCAUGGAGCUUUCGACGAAGGGAUCCAUCAGUGGCGACCUUUAAAGAUCCGACCUUUGGGGGUUUUCCAGUUCUCAGAAGAGGUGGGAGCGUCAAGGUCCGAUUUUUUGCUUUGAAUUCCAUCUCCUGUAAUUUCCGAGAGAAGUUACAGCUCCCUGUAGUGCUUGAACUGGAUCUGGGAGGUUUCUUUCGAAAGAUGAAGUCGUUACGGGAAGUCCAAAUAAACCAAAAGAUGGUUGCUACAACCGCCAGAGAAGGGAUGGUUGAGCCCAUAUGUCUCGCGUCCAAGGACAAAAGAGAAGGAGAUGCUCUGUGGAUUCCACCUGGUCUUUGCACAAUGAGCAGUAAGGAUCUGAUCUCAUUUCAUAAAGCUCGAGGAGCCGAGAAAGAUGAGGAGGCCAUUGGAGCUUUCGGAUAGUCUUGAUACUUUCGAUUUCAUAUUUUCCAU
Molecule: messenger RNA, 689 nt
Organism: Syzygium oleosum
Lineage: Eukaryota; Viridiplantae; Streptophyta; Magnoliopsida; Myrtales; Myrtaceae
Exons: 5
Coding region: 159-659 (166 amino acids)
Source: RefSeq, a predicted model, not a curated record